AUGCCUAUUGAUAAAUCUUGGAUGCAAUCUGGAAGGUCGUCAGAAGAUUAUUUUGCAGGAGUUGAAAGUUUUCUCAAUUAUGCAUACAACCAUGUUAAGCCGGAUGAUUCUAAGAUCUUUUGUCCUUGCUCUAAAUGCAGUAAUAGAUAUAGACAUCUGAGGUAUGAGGCACACAAGCAUCUUCUUUAUAACGGAAUUAAACUAACUUAUACUACAUGGUAUUUGCACGGUGAGGGUGAGGAUGAGGAUAGUGAUGAAAGUGACAGUGAAAAUGAUGGACAUGAUGUGGCCAGUAUGGAGCAAGACGAUGAUAUGCAUGGUUUAAUAGAAGAAGGUUAUCCACAAGAUCCAAAUGGAGAUGCGCACAAGUUUUACAAAUUGUUAGAAGAGGCAGAACAACUAUUGUACGUAGGUUGUGAGUCGUAUUUUAAUUUGUCUUUUGUUGUGAACCUGAUGCAUAUCAAGGGUAUCGGUACUAUGAGCAAUAAAGCAUUUGGUAUGUUGCUAACAUUGUUGAAAAAUGCAUUUCCUUUUUCUGAUAAGUUACCUACAACCACCAACGGUGCAAAGAAAAUUAUUUCAGAUUUAGGUCUUCAUUAUGAUAAAAUAGAUGCAUGCAAUAAUGAUUGCAUCAUUUAUUAUAAGGAGCAUGCAAAUAGAACGCAGUGUCCUACAUGUAAGCUUUUGAGAUGGAAGAGACAAGGAAAGGGUAGCAAAAAGAAAGGUAAAAGGGUUCCAUGGAAGGAUCGUGUAAAAGAUGGAGUGUUGAGGCAUCCGGCAGAUUAUGAGGCUUGGAAAUCGUUUAAUCAAAUUCAUGAGUCAUUUGGUAUGGAACCUCGAAAUGUAAGACUUGGUUUGGCAACAGAUGGAUUUAACCCUUUUGGGAACAUGAAUUUGCACUAUAGUAUUUGGCCGGUUCUCAUAUAUCCAUAUAAUCUUCCUCCGUGGAUGUGCAUGAAGGAGCCUUAUGUUUUCAUGACUUUACUUAUUCCUGGGCCCAAGGGUCCAUGCCAUGACAUCAAUGUAUACAUGAGACCAUUGAUAGAUGAAUUGCGAACAUUGUGGGAAAUUGGUGUUGAAACGUAUGAUAUAUAUGUGAAACAGAAUUUUCAGAUGAGAGCUGCACUUCUUUGGACUAUCAAUGAUUAUCCAGCAUAUGCAUACAUGUCAGGUUGGAGUACGUUUGGCAAAUUGGCAUGCCCUUAUUGUGCAUCUAAUACUUCACAUCGUCGGUUAUCUCAUGGGUCUAAGACAUGUUAUUUGGGUCAUAGAAGAUUUUUACUGUCUGACCAUGUAUGGCAUAAUCAAGGAAGCCAAUUCGAUAAUACAAGGGAAAGAAGACUUGCACCUAAGAGACCAUCUGGUGAUGAUGUGAUAAAUGAACUUAGUGAAUUAAGAGAAAUAACACAUGGCAAGGAUGGGAAAAAGCAUACAAUAUUUGGGUUUGGAAAAGAUCAUAAUUGGAAAAAACAUUCGAUAUUUUUCCAAUUGCCUUACUGGAAAACACUUUUGGUGCGUCACAAUUUAGAUGUCAUGCAUAUUCAGAAAAAUGUAUUUGAGAAUGUGAUUGGCACAAUGAUGAGCAUUGAUGGUAAAACAAAAGAUUCUUUAAAUGCUCGUCUUGAUCUUCAAGAAAUGGGUAUAAGACAGAGGUAUCAUCUAGAAGAAAGAGAUAAUGGUAAGCUCAAUUUUAUCCCAGGCGAUUAUACAUUGUCAAAUGAUGAUAACAAAGCUUUAUGUCAAUGGUUAAUGGAGUUGAAAGUUCCAGAUGGGUAUUCUGGAAAUUUAUCUCGAUGUGUGAAUGCUUCAGAACGUAAUAUUUCUGGUAUGAAAACUCACGAUAGUCAUGUGUUCUUAGAGAGAUUACUUCCGUUUGUGGCGCGAGAUUUAUUGCCCAAAGAUGUAAGUGAGCCUUUAAUUGAAUUAUCGUACUUUUUCAAGGAAUUGUGUGCUAAAGUUUUAAGAGAAAAUGACUUGAAUCUUCUUGACAAUCAAAUUGUGCUAACUCUAUGUAAGUUGGAAAAAAUAUUCCCUCCUGCCUUUUUUGACAUCAUGAUUCACCUAACUUGCCACUUGGCAUGGGAGGCAAAGGUGGCCGGUCCAGUACAAUUCAGGUGGAUGUAUCCGGUGGAAAGGUAUUUGCAUAAACUAAAGACUUAUGUUCGUAAUAAGGCUCAUCCAGAAGGGUCUAUUGCCGAAGGUGUCUUGGGAGACGAGUGUUUAAUAUUUUGCUCUCGCUAUUUGCAUCGAGUUGAAACUAAGUUUAAUAAAAGGGAUAGAAACGACGAUGGAGGUCAACCGUCAUAUGAUACAUCUCCGUUUUUAUUUUCUCAACACCUGGUCGAGCUUUUGGGAAAGGUAGAACAUAAGAACAUUCUAAUCCAGUCUACUGUUGAUAAUGUGGAGGAGUCACAUAGGCUUCAAUUUUCAAACUGGAUUUCUAAAAGGGUCACAGAACUAUACAACGAUGGUGAACGUGAUGAGAAUAAAAAAACACAAAAUAGUGGAGUUAUGGUUAAGGGGGAGAAUCAGAUUGACGAUGUGCCUUGGUAUGGAACCUUAGUAGAUAUUGUUGAGCUUCGUUACACAGAAGGAAAUAGAGUUGUAUUGUUCAAUUGUGAUUGGUAUGACACAGCACGAAAAGGAACAGGUUACAAGAUAGAUCGUUAUGGAAUAAUCAUUGUUAAUACAACACGCAAGCUAAAUACUCAAGAGCCAUUCGUACUAGCAAGUCAAGCAACCCAAGUUUUUUAUGUGAAGGGGGUUAAAAAUAAAAUUUGGAGUUUUGUAGUGGAAACAAAUCCAAGAAAUGCUUAUGAGAUGACUAAUGAUGAGAUUGAGCCAUACCAAGAAGCAGAGACUCAAAGUCAAAGCAUGCAUGCCAUCCAAAAUGAUGUUGAAGACAAUGAAAUUGAUUGA
This is a messenger RNA of Prunus persica (peach), 2919 nucleotides long. RefSeq lists its product as uncharacterized. The transcript is spliced from 6 exons. The coding region runs from base 1 to 2919 and encodes 972 amino acids. NCBI's taxonomy places the organism in Eukaryota, Viridiplantae, Streptophyta, Magnoliopsida, Rosales, Rosaceae. The record is from RefSeq and is a predicted model, not a curated record.